AGAGUCGUUUAACUUGUUUAAGGAGCUGCUGAAAAUCAUUUUCACAGAGGCACAGAUGAGCACAUAUAGGAGAUCAACGCCUGCAUCUGGCAAGAGGCUGCACAGGCAUUGUGAGAGCUGCCACAGCAAAUACUGCAAAGCUCCCAUAGAGAUCACUUUGUCUUGCAUGAUCGUUAACUGCCGCUUACUGUGUGGAGCCUCCUUUCACAUGUGCAAAGAGGAUGAACACAGACUGUUAUGUCCUAAUGAGAAGGUGCCCUGCAUCAAUGCCAACUUUGGCUGCCCUUUCACAAUGUGUCGCUCGAAGCUGGCCAAACACCUGGAAGUGUGUCCUGCUAGUGUGGUCGUCUGCUCAAUGGAGUGGAAUCGUUGGCCUAUCGAAGAUAUAAAGUCACCAUUAUUUAGCAAUCUCAUGAAAGACAUCCAGGAGCAUCGAGCUCUGGACCUGUCCACAGCUUUAAAAGACCAAAAGCAACUAUACAGCAGGCUGAAAAUGAGGAGUUUCUUUCCUCAGUUGAUGCAGGAACCAGAAGAACCAAUUCCAGUAGAAGCAGAAGCAGAAGAUGAGGCAGCAGGGGGUGCCUUUUUGGUCGAUGGAAGUCAUGUGAAUUCCAUAAGAGGUGAGGUUUCAGUAAAUGGUCUUGUUAAAGUCCAGGCAAAGGAGAAUGCUGUGAAAGAUUUUACUGUGGAUAAAGAAAAAUACAACAUUUAUGAGAAGAUGUUUAGCAAGGAGAGAGGUGGCUGCGAGUAUGCCCAAGAAGAAGAAUCAAAAAAAGGAGCUCAUAAAGACAGGACUGAAACUACUAAUGGGUCACAUAAACCAUCUACUCCUGAUCAACAAGGAACUGCUAUGGCAAUAGUGGAAGAUAUACAUAGAGGAAAUGAUGUCCAACCAGAUACCUCAAAAACUGGCUUUGCUCCUUGGCAAGAAGGAGUUCUGGAAAGACUUGGUAAAGAAGUAAAUCCAAGAGAGUACAACAUGUAUGUAGUUCACCAUGCACGCAUGCUUCUUAACUUCGGCCAGAUUAAAGCUUGCACUCCCAGAGAGAAUGAUUUUGUUUACGGAAGCCUGGAACCAAUACCAGUUCAAUCACUACAUUCUUUUAAUGUUCCUGUUAGUUAUAUGCAUAAACGCAUCCAUAUUAGAGAUCCUACCACCCAUGUGAGCACAGAGCACAAGAGCGUGGACACGUCUGAUUUGGGUGUUUCUAUGGAUGAGGACACUCAGAAGAUGGAUGAGAUAUUUGCAACUUUGCUGUGUGCUGCUGAAGUGGAGAUCAGAGGACACAAAGUCAGUGAAUCUGUGGCCACAGAUGGACUUUAUAUUGAUAUUGCAACUCAGACAUAUGACUUUUCUACAGCUCCAUUUAAAUACAACACCACUCUGGCUGAUAUUACAGAGGACAGGGAUUUGAAACUUUACCUUCAGAUCGAUACAGAGAUCGUGACACUUAGACACAACAAAAACAAUUCAGUGUUCUCAUUUAUGUGUGAACGUUGCUUCAGAAGGGAUGAGUUUGCAUCUCACUUUAAAAACGUGCACUCAGAUAUCCAGUCUUGUUUGAAUGGCUGGUUUGAGCAGAGGUGUCCUCUUGCUUAUCUGGGUUGCACCUUCACCCAGAGACGACUCCAGCCCUCCACACACAGAGCUACAGUCUUCUUUAACACGGACCUCAGCAUCUUCACACUCAGACCUGAUAUUGACAAAAAUCUCUUUGCUGAUUCUCAAAUAGUCCCUGAUGGAUAUGAGGAUUCUCUCAGUAAUCUUCCUUUUGAGGUGCUGCGUCAGAUUGCUAGAUACCUGGAUAGCUUCUCUCUUUCCCAGCUGGCCCUGGUGUCUCGACUUUUCCGGGAUGUCAGUGCCACGUUCCUGCAUGACAGAGGAAUGGUCAGCUUGAAAUGGAAGAAAAAGCUGUACACUCAUGGGAGAGCCAAGUGGAAAUCAUCAAUAGUUUGGGAAUUCAGCAGUCUGUUCAGCAGAGUGGACACUUGGUGUAUUGGUGACACUCUUCCCAUGGCUGAGCACCUCAAGCAUUGUCCGUUUUACCAAACAGAACCUAAAACCAAGCCUUUUUCGCUGCCCAGCAUACGGAAAAACAAUGGAGAUUCAAAGGCUCGGAAAAGUCUAGUCAACCAUUUUAUGGGGCGGAGCUAAUUUUAACAUUAAUACUAAAAUACUAAAGUACAGUUAUUACACUAUACUGACACUGACACUAUAAAGAAAGUGUUAAGAUUAUGAGGACAUUAUUGUGGUAAAAUAGUAAUGGAAGGAUUAUUGGCAUUUAAAGAAUGUAUCCCAUCAUCUCACCUCACUGUAUCUUUGUAAAUCUUUGCUUGAUGUCUUCGUAAAUACCUGGGUCUCCUUAUAGAAAGUUUCACCAUAUCAAUGAUUAUGCUUUGUUCUUUAUCUUCUACCGCUUAUCCGAACUACCUCGGGUCACGGGGAGCCUGUGCCUAUCUCAGGCGUCAUCAGGCAUCAAGGCAGGAUACACCCUGGACAGAGUGCCAACCCAUCACAGGGCGCACACACACUCUCUCAUUCACUCACACAAUCACACACUACGGACAAUUUUCCAGAGAUGCCAAUCAACCUACCAUUCAUGUCUUUGGACCGGGGGAGGAAACCGGAGUACCAGGAGGAAACCCCCGAGGCACGGGGAGAACAUGCAAACUCCACACACACAAGGCGGAGGCGGGAAUCGAACCCCCAACCCUGGAGGUGUGAGGCGAACGUGCUAACCACUAAGCCACCGUGCCCCCUCUUUGUUCUUUAUAUUCUUUACAAUUAUAUCGCCAAAUGUAUGUGGACCCCUGAGUACUGAACAUUCAAUUCCAACACCAUGGCCAUUAAUAUGGAGCUGGUCUAUAAUUUGUUGUUAAAACAACAACAAAAUUGUGUGCAACAAGCCUUUCAUAUGGAUGGUAUGGUCAGGUGCCAUAUACGUUUGGCUAUAUGAUUUAAUGCAAUGACAUGUUUAAUGUGAUAUCCCUGAAUGAGCUGU
Molecule: messenger RNA, 3002 nt
Organism: Tachysurus vachellii
Lineage: Eukaryota; Metazoa; Chordata; Actinopteri; Siluriformes; Bagridae
Gene: fbxo40.2
Product: F-box protein 40, tandem duplicate 2
Exons: 4
Coding region: 56-2155 (699 amino acids)
Cellular component (GO): cytoplasm
Molecular function (GO): zinc ion binding; protein binding; ubiquitin protein ligase activity
Source: RefSeq, a predicted model, not a curated record